AUGUCUUCGAACCCGUGCAAGCAUGGCGACCGAGAGAAGGAUCAGAAUAAUAAUUUCGUUAACGCCACCGCCCACGGUGGAGCGGGAAUAGAUCGAGAGGCGCGGGCCCGUCGUAUUGCGUCCCGAUCGGCCAGAGAUGCUCUCCAUCAGCAAAUGUUUCGGGGAGCAAGAACGCAGCAACAGUACCACAACCAGCAGCACCAGCAGCAGCAAUCCGGUGGCAGUCCGCGCGGCGACAAAGACACGGCAGCCAGUACGGGGUGUAACGGAGGGGGAUCACAAGUGACGGCUAAAGUCAUAUGGGGCAAUGUCAGUGCCAUCAAGGAGCUCCGUGAACAGGAGCAAAACGAACGACAACUCGGUGCUCGCGCCGCGGGACGUCGACAGUGA
Anopheles marshallii is the source of this 390-nucleotide messenger RNA. RefSeq lists its product as uncharacterized. Lineage: Eukaryota; Metazoa; Arthropoda; Insecta; Diptera; Culicidae. Bases 1 to 390 code for a protein of 129 amino acids. The record is from RefSeq and is a predicted model, not a curated record. The transcript has a single exon.